Amblyraja radiata (thorny skate) is the source of this 2994-nucleotide messenger RNA. RefSeq names its product interleukin-17 receptor E. The transcript is spliced from 16 exons. Gene Ontology annotation, molecular function: interleukin-17 receptor activity. The record is from RefSeq and is a predicted model, not a curated record. The coding region runs from base 157 to 2226 and encodes 689 amino acids. Lineage: Eukaryota; Metazoa; Chordata; Chondrichthyes; Rajiformes; Rajidae.
UCCGCAUGUUAAAGAUCAUGUCUGCUUCUUGUGUCGAGCUAAUUCAAGUUUCUCUGCUUUCAGAGUCAGCAGCAGAACUGCCGCGGAUUUCUCAGCUCCUUGCGAGUGAAGCCGAGAGCUUUCGCCUGAAGGCACAGGGCGAGUUUCAAAGACUUCAUGGAUUCAUUCUCCAGAUUCUCGUUCCAUAUCAAUGUGACCCUGGGACUAUCCUUGUUUUUGACUGGCAUUGCUCUCAGCGGCGGAUCCAGCGACGUGAGAACGAUCACCAAACUGAGUGCCUUUGGUGACCUGGGGGGGAAGCAGGAACAGCUGGAUAUAGAGAAUUCGACAUACUGGAAUCAAGUGAAAGCUCCUGAAGGAUAUAGUCUGAACUUCUCCAGGCUCCUGAUAUCCACAGUACUGUUCUGCACAUCAUCACAGUGCAAGUCCUGUGUUCGGGUUUCUGUCAAGUUAAAUUACACAGCGCCAGUGAAAAUAGAAGGGGUGCAAAUCAGUUUCUUCAAAUAUAAUAACAACAGACACAAUGAGAUCCAGAUCCGAUGGAAGAAGCGCGUGCUGCCCGUCAAUGCUGCACAUUUUGUCUUCGAAUGCUUUGAAUCAGAUGGAGGCCAUCAAGUUGAGGUUACUGUUCAUACAGUCCCAAAUUAUGGGCCCGAGUUAACUGCAGAGUACACUGUGGAGGAUCAUGAACAGGGUCCACAGAUCAACUAUGUUGUUGUUCCUGAGAAGAAGCAGAUUGUAGUUACUGUCCACCCAGGCCGUGCUGUUUACAUUGUGCUGUGUUACAAGCGGGGAUUUGUGUGUCGCAAGCUGAAGAAACACUCUUAUCAACUGAUUAACACUACAUCUACGUUUUCCUAUGAUUACCUGCUUCCUUGUCUCUGUAUCGAGGCAUUUUACCCAGGACCUGAUAGCCACCGGACAACAGUCUGUCCAUUCACUGAUGCUCCUGAAGCUUUUGGUCCUGAUCUCUGGAGGUCGAGCAAUUUCUCGGACCUGGUUCAACAUCGCAACAAUAUGGCUGUGCGUUAUCUAGGAAAAUGCUUGAUUGUACCUGAUGCUGUUCUCUGUUGGAAAUCAAAUGGAUCCUAUGUGGAGUUUGCGGAGUCGGCCACCAAGUAUUUAAGGACUGGUUACGUGUUUGGAAGUGUUGACAAACAUUCUCAGAUGUGUAUCAAGUUUAAGUACAAAAACAGCAGCCACGUUGAAUGCCGAAACAAGCCAGACACUGAUUGGAAUGUAACCAUGGAGACAGAAUCGAACAAACUCGUGCUUGAGUUUGCUUCCCAUUUCCCAGCAUCUUUCAGCGCUGUUCUGUGUAAGCCGGUGGAGGAUGAGUGCAAAAACACAAGCCAGAUCUAUUCCAAAAACCAGACUGAAUUAAGCUCCCAGAAACUCCUUAUGAUCUUGCCUGUCGAAAGCCUCAAAUUGUGUGUCAAGGUAUGGCGUUCAGAUGUGACUUUCUCUGGGAAGAAGCUGCUCUGCCCGAACUACUCCCGACAGUGGAUGGGCCUGGGCCUCUUGGGCUUGCUGGCUGCGUUAGUCACGGUCCUGUUGGUUAUAUAUGUGCUCUAUCAGUUUACGACCAAAGUUGUGUCGGAUCCGCUCUGGAGCAGAACAGUCCUGUUGAUGUACUCUCCAGACUCUGAGGAACACAAGAGUUUGGUCUGCGCUUUUGCCGAUAUUCUGAGGACUGAAUUGGGAUGCAACGUCAUCCUCGACCUCUGGGAUAGUGGUCGGGUGGCAGAAAUCGGCAUUGUGUCCUGGCUUUACAGCAAGCGGGAGCUGGUGGAGACCGAAGGAGGAAAGAUAAUAAUCAUUUGGUCACGGAAAAGCCAGGAAAUGUACAGAGAGUGGUACAUGUUGGAGCCAGUAUCGAAACUGAACCAUGAUGACCUGCAUGACCUUUUCAACACAUCAAUGGCUUGCAUUUACAAUGACAUUUUAAGAAAAGGGAGAAUUGAAGAUUACAGUAUUAUUUAUUUUCAUCGGCAAUGUGGCAAAGAAAAUAUUCCAGAAAUGUUGGCCAAGAUCCCUAAAUACCAAAUGUUGAAGGAUUUUACAAGUUUUGUGCACGAACUGCAAUCUGCCGUUGACCCACCUUGCAGCUUCAAGUUAAGCACAAAGUAUUUGGUGCAUCAAAUCCUGAAGUCCGAGAAAAUGCAAAGGCUGAAGAGAAGUGUAGAACAGUCCAGAAAACUGCAGGACCAGAAGUCUCUUUGCUGAGAGGACCAUUGAGAAAGACUUGCGGAAAGAGCUUUGCAGGUAAUUAGAGAGAGAGAAAGGGAGGCUGAGACCUAUCUUGCAUCUCUUGGUUGUGUCUAUUGACAUUUGGUUUGCAAGGAAGAACAAUCUAUGUAAGAUUGUUGUGUUCUCAAGGCAUAAAUGCAAUAAUGAGCUUGCUAAGUAUCUAACCCAUGCAGCUAAUGCUUAGAAUGCGAAGGAGUCUGUCCCACAGAGGAAGCAAUUUGAGCUACAGAUAUCACUCGCUUUGUUCAUUGCUUGAAGGCAGCUUUGCAGAGCCAGCUCACAAGGCUACAGAAAGGAGAGAAGAAAUAUGAGAUCCCAGAGUUCUGGAUUCUCACAUGUUCGAUUGAAUCAACGUGAUUUUGUAUCAGUAAGGAAGCUUUGACCGCCCCGACUGCGGGAACUUCGAUCGCCCCAGCUGUAGAAGUUUCAAUUGCCCCGACCGUGGGAGAAAAGGAGGAAAGAAGGUAUAAGUUAUUUGCCUUCCAUCAUAGUGGGGAAUGAGAGGUCGCUGAAAAAACAAGAUGGACGUGCUGCCUGACCUGGUGAGGGCUCGGAGGGAGUACCGUGAGUGCAGUGAUCUCGGCGUUUUGUGGUGACAUGGCUCCAUGUGGACAUCCCGGAGUCUGGAGCGAGUGUGGACGGCUUUCUGACAGUUUGGGCGGACAGGGACUGCAGAGAGAGUGACAGCGGUCGGUACAACUCUGGUCACAUCAUGGUGAAGGAGCGUGCGAGUGGCCCGGACAU